Lepisosteus oculatus (spotted gar) is the source of this 1560-nucleotide messenger RNA. The record is from RefSeq and is a predicted model, not a curated record. Lineage: Eukaryota; Metazoa; Chordata; Actinopteri; Semionotiformes; Lepisosteidae.
UUUCCCGCGUCUCUCCCAGUCCGCUGUGUGUCCCGGGAGCCGGAGUCGCAGAGCUGUGAUGAGCGCGGUCCCCCCCAGACGCCCCGCCACCGUGCCACAGCCGGGUCCCCAAGGGAGACGCAGUAAAAACUUCAAGAAGCACUACCCCAGUAGCACCCUGCACACCUCCAUCUGACCCGGGGCCAGGGGCGGAGGGGAGAGGAGGAGGAGGAGGAGGCGACAGCAGGCAUCAUGGCUUCCCCUGUGCAGACAGGGGCAGUAACCGGCUCUGGCCAGGAGGGGGAGCCAGAGAUCAAGCCCCCCGUGUUGAACCCCCAGGCCCAGAAAGAGGGACCAGAAAGGGAGGGGAUGGUGGAGGAGGUAGAGGGGGAGGAAGGCUUGCCCCCAGCGGCCAAACUGCCCCGACUCGGCAACGGAGAGGAAGUGCCCUCAGUGGUCCUACCUGCUCUAGAGGGAGGUACCGACGAGAUUGGGAUCGCUUUGACCUCUGACCCCAGGGCACCUGAGGACCCCGGUUCCUUGCCUGAAGGCGUCGACUCGGGUCGUGACCCUUCGCCAGCGCCGGCUGAGGCAGUGUCGCCCCAGCCUGACGCGGCCCCGGGCGUGAGUGCAGCUGCUGAGCAGAACGGACAGAGCCGGGAGCCCCCAGAUGCCGAGGAGGAGAGGGGGAGUGGGACCGAGUGCAUCUCUGAGGAGCAACAGGGCUAUAGCCUGGGGUUCGAGUUCAGCCAGAACCCGCAGAUGUUAACAGGAGCCUGGGCGGAGUACGCCAGCACCCCCGAGAACUACCUCAAGGGCUGCAAAUGGGCUCCGGACGGCACCUGUAUCCUGACCAACAGCGCCGACAACGUGCUGCGCGUGUACAACCUGCCCCCGGAGCUCUACAGCCAGGAGUGGGACCUGCUGCCCGAGAUGAGCCCUGUGCUGCGGAUGGCCGAGGGGGACACCAUCUACGACUACUGCUGGUACCCCCUCAUGAGCUCCCUGGACCCCGACACCUGCUUCAUAGCCAGCAGCAGUAGGGACAACCCAAUUCACAUCUGGGACGCCUUCUACGGUGACCUCCGCGCAACCUUCAGGCCCUACAACCACCUGGACGAGCUGACCGCCGCCCACUCGCUGUGCUUCACCCCGGACGGCGCCCAGCUCUUCUGCGGCUUCGAUAAGAUGGUGCGCGUCUUCGAGACCUCGCGCCCCGGCAGGGAGUGCGAGAAGAGGCCCACCCUGGUGAAGAAGCAGGGUCAGAGUGGUAUAAUCUCCUGCCUGGCGUUCAGCCCAAUGCAGCCAGUGUACGCCUGUGGCUCCUACUCCCGGACAGUGGGGCUGUACUCGCUCGAGGAGGGCAUCCCCAUCGCCGUGCUCACCGGCCACCAGGGCGGCGUCACUCACCUGCUCUUCUCCCCCGAGGGGAACUUGCUCUACACCGGGGGGCGCAAGGACCCAGAGAUCCUGUGCUGGGAUCUGCGGGAACCGGGCCGGGUUCUGUUCUCUCUGCGCCGGACCGUCGCCACCAACCAGAGGAUCUACUUUGACCUGGACCCGUGAGUCUGAGCACGGAUA